Corylus avellana is the source of this 792-nucleotide messenger RNA. NCBI's taxonomy places the organism in Eukaryota, Viridiplantae, Streptophyta, Magnoliopsida, Fagales, Betulaceae. The record is from RefSeq and is a predicted model, not a curated record.
AUGAGGAGACCCGUCGCUACGCACAGUCCUCGGAGGAAGAAGAGGGAUAAGGGCAAGUGCCCGACAGAUGAGCCCUUAAAAAUUCCAUCCUUGAGGCUCACUGACGAGCCUGUGAAACCUGAGCAGCCCCCACUCAAGAGAACCAAGGUGGCAAAACCAACAGGAUCUCAAGAUCCUGUUGAAGCGGGCAAACUAAAGCUUGCUCAACUUCUUACUACUCAAAGGAAUGGAAACCCUAUGAUAAUGCUUAAAGGGGCGAUUCCUCAUUUAGCCACAAGUUCAGUCGUAUGGAACACAAUUAUACGAGGACAUUCAUUGCGCAAUAACCCUAUACUAGCCGUGGAAUUCUAUGUCCGUAUGAUUCUGUGCGGGGCGGAGCCGAAUUCUUAUACUUUUCCGUUUGUUUUGAAGUCUUGUGCUAAAGUUGGGGCGACCCAUGAAGGGAAACAGGUCCAUGCACAACUUUUGAAGCUUGGGCUUGAGUGCGAUGCCUUUGUGCAUACUUCGCUCGUCAACAUGUAUACUCAAAAUGGUGAAUUGGAAAAUGCGCGUUUGGUGUUUGAUAAAAGUACUCUUCGAGACGCUGUGUCGUUUACAACUUUGAUCACUGGUUAUGCUGCAAGGGGUUUGAUGGGCGAUGCUCGCGGGCUUUUUGAUGAAAUUCCUAUGAGAGAUGUGGUAUCUUGGACUGCUAUGAUUGCGGGCUAUGCUCAAUGUGGCUGGUUUGAAGAGGCAUUGGCGUUCUUUGAAGAGAUGCAGAAAAUGAACAUUCAACCACACCCACAGUUUUGA